Labrus bergylta (ballan wrasse) is the source of this 6802-nucleotide messenger RNA. RefSeq names its product KIT proto-oncogene, receptor tyrosine kinase a (gene kita). Gene Ontology annotation, molecular function: growth factor binding; cytokine binding; transmembrane receptor protein tyrosine kinase activity. Lineage: Eukaryota; Metazoa; Chordata; Actinopteri; Labriformes; Labridae. Gene Ontology annotation, biological process: Fc receptor signaling pathway; multicellular organism development; Kit signaling pathway. Gene Ontology annotation, cellular component: signaling receptor complex; plasma membrane. The record is from RefSeq and is a predicted model, not a curated record.
GUCACUCCUGGAGUACAGCAUGUUUGCAGGAAGACCAAGCUGCUGCUGCUGCGAGCUCCACUGCGCGUCUGUGCCUUUAAACACUUUGUGAGCGCGUCUCUCUCUGAGCCCGCAGUGAACUUCCCUCAACUCCAACGCACUCCGCGAAUACACCAGAGCUCCGUUUACUAUCCAGGAACUGGCUAACCUUCACAGCUAGACCCAUGGAAUUAUAACUAUGGAAUAUCACUGGAUACUGCUGUCCGUCUUUCUACAGUUAACCUUCCGGCCAGGUGACACAAAGCCCACCAUCACCCCCGCAGACCCCCACAUCGUCGUCGUGCUCAACAAACCCUUCGAGCUGCGCUGUCAGGGCGAGAAAGCAAUGCAGUGGCAGCGGGAGGACCGGCCGAGGGUGCGGGGCGAGAAAAAGAUCGACGGGAUGUCAACACUGCACGUCUCCAGGGCUCAGCCCGUUCACAUGGGACGCUACAUCUGCCUGGAGGAGAGUUCACAGGAGCAGACCUCCAUCUACGUCUACAUCAAAGAUCCUGACAAUCCUUUCAGAAAAUCGAUGGUGUUCAAGAUUCUCACUCGUGUGGGAGACGCUGCUUCCAUCCCCUGCCUGGCAACUGAUCCAAGUCUGGACAACCUGCGCCUGGAAACAUGUUCCAGUGCAGCCCUGGCCUCUGGUCUCCAGUUUUCCGCAAGCCUGGAGCAAGGCAUCACCAUCCACAACCCCCAGAAGGCCUACGAGGGCUGCUACGUGUGCACAGGGCAGCUUGGGGAGGAGCUGGUCAGGUCACAUGACUACUACCUGACUGUUAGACCAGUCCCCAUCGCUCGUCCUGUGAUCGAGCUGCUGGCGCCCAAACGAGUCAUUCUCACCCGAGGGGAGAGUCUCUCCCUCACCUGUAACACCACCAACGUCAACGGAGAGAUCAAGCUGAAGUGGGACAUCCCACCUGGCUCGGGUGCCGUCUGGUAUCCACAGCAACCAGCAAAGGUUGAUGUUGCUUCACGUAUCACGACGGAGCACUUCACACACGUCCGCAGCGCCACCUUGCACAUUGCCGCGGUGGAGCCUCGAGACACUGGGAGGUACCGAUGUGAGGCAGAGAACGAGAAGGGCAACAGCUCGCAGUCGUUGUGGCUCGAUGUUUGUGAAAAGGGAUUCAUCAACUUGUCGCCUACACAAAACAAAACCAUCCAGGUGCGUUCAGGCGAUAGCUUGUCCCUGAAUGUUGACUUGGAGGCUUAUCCGAAGCCGCACACUUUCUCCUGGAGCUUCACGGGCAGAGAGCUGAUGAACACGUCGGACCACGUCAUCACUACACACAGCCACGAGUAUAGGUACAGCAGUGAGCUGCGUCUGGUGCGACUUAAAAUGUCCGAAGGCGGAGUGUAUACCUUUAAAGCCUCUAACCGUGAUGCAUCAGUAAACCAAACCUUCUCCAUCUUUGUGAUCAGUAAACCUGAAAUUGUGUCACAUGAGGGCCCAGUGGAUGGACAGGUACGCUGUGUGGCGGAAGGGUUCCCUGCCCCGCAGAUCGCCUGGUACUACUGUGAGCAGCCAUAUGUUAGGUGCUCCCAACAGGUGAAUGCCACCCAGGAAGAGCAUGUCAUCACCAUCACCCUGUUCAGCCCACGCUUUGGGAAGACAGAGGUGGAGAGCAGGGUGAACAUCAGCAGAGGACGCUUCAACACUCUGGAGUGUGUGGCCACAGCGGAGGGAGAGCAGGCCUACACACUCUUCUCUAUCAGCGAGAGAACUGUUCCACAUGAUCUGUUCACCCCUUUGCUAAUUGGCUCCGUGUCAGCAGCGUGCAUCCUCUGCCUUGUCCUUAUCAUGCUCUUCUACAAGUACAUGCAGAAACCCAAAUACCAAAUCCAGUGGAAAGUUAUCGAUGGCAUCCAUGGAAACAACUAUGUGUACAUUGACCCCACCCAGCUACCGUAUGAUCACCAGUGGGAGUUUCCUCGAAACAAUCUGCGAUUUGGGAAGACGCUGGGAUCUGGUGCAUUUGGGAAGGUGGUUGAAGCGACUGCAUAUGGCCUCUCCAAAGCAGAUUCAGUCAUGACGGUGGCUGUGAAGAUGCUCAAAUCGAGCGCUCAUGCCACAGAGAAAGAGGCGUUGAUGUCAGAGCUGAAAGUCCUCAGUUACUUGGGAAACCACAUGAAUAUUGUCAACCUGCUGGGAGCGUGCACUGUUGGAGGACCCACACUGGUGAUCACAGAGUACUGCUGCUUUGGAGAUCUUCUUAACUUUCUCCGCAGGAAAAGGGAAUCCUUUAUCUGCUAUAAGCUGGAGGAGGAUUACUACUACCGCAAUGUCAUGCCGCAUGGAAAAACAGCUGGUGACAGCUUGAACGGCUACAUGACCAUGAGGCCUUCUGCUGCUGGCAACAUGCCGUCCGGCUUCACAGAGAAGAGACGCUCACUACGCAAAGGUGGCUCCUACGUUGAAGCAGAUGCACUGAGUGAGAUGUUCGACGAGGAUGGUCUGUCUCUAGACACUGAAGACCUUCUCAGCUUCUCGUACCAAGUGGCCAAAGGAAUGGAGUUCUUAGCAUCCAAAAAUUGUAUCCACAGAGACCUGGCUGCAAGAAAUAUCCUCCUGACUCAGGGAAGAGUGGCAAAGAUCUGUGACUUCGGCCUGGCACGAGACAUCACCACAGACUCCAACUAUGUCGUCAAAGGCAACGCUCGUCUGCCGGUGAAAUGGAUGUCUCCAGAAAGCAUCUUUGAGUGUGUGUACACGUUCGAGAGUGAUGUGUGGUCCUACGGCAUCUUGCUUUGGGAAAUCUUCUCACUAGGAAACAGUCCUUACCCCGGCAUGCCUGUGGACGCCAAGUUCUACAAGCUGAUUAAAGAGGGAUACAGGAUGGAUGCUCCUGAGUUUGCACCCAGUGAAAUGUAUCAGAUUAUGCGGUCGUGUUGGGAUGCUGACCCCUUCAACAGAUCCCCCUUCAGGAAGGUCGUGGAGAGGAUUGAGCAGCAGCUGUCAGAUGCCACUAAGCAUAUUUAUCUGAACUUCAGCUCCAGGAUCCCUUCGACGCCCAGAGCCAGGGAGGAGCCGGGGUCUCACGGCUCGGCUCCUGCUCGUCUCCACUCGGCUGGCGGUAACAGCCCAGCGACGCAGCCCUUACUGGUCCAGCAUGAAGUCUUCCUGGAGGGCACAAACCUCAGAGCCCAGCGGGUGUGAGGACCAACCCGACCUGUUUGGCUGCCUCAUAAAGUGCCUGUGAUGUUCAACUGCAAAACCACCAAAACAAUUCACCCGCCCACUGCUCCGGUACCAGCAGCAUCUGUUGAAACAUGUUGUAGACGGGGACGUUCAUUUUCUCUAUACGCAACAGAACAAAACAAAGGGCAAAUGGCAUUUUGUUGUUAUCACUGUAAUUGACUGCUGAUUACAGGGAGGACAGUCGGACUAAUGCUGCCCCGAUCACAGCAAAGAACACUUCAGGAAUUACGUUACUCCAGAACUGUCUUUCAGGACAUUAUUACACUGUUAUCCGUUUUUUCCACACAUUUCAGAAAAGUUGUGUUUUUUUAGCUCGUCAUGUAAUACUUGCUAUCUACUGGACAUAUUUUGUUUGUUUGGUUAUUUUUUGUUAUUUUUUCCUGCCAUGGAUAUUUAUGUAGUGUUUUCAUGUGGUUGGCUGUUGCAAUUUUUAGGAGGAAAAAAAAAAGCACUUGAGGCACUUGAACUUCACAUCAACACCACGUAAAGCAGCUGAGUUUAUUUUUAUACUCUUUUAUUGUCAGUAUUAUUUUCCAACUGUUCAGAUUCAUGUUUAUAUGAAGGAAAUACUUUUGGGGGCCAAUUAAAUGUAGAUAUUAAGAAACUGGUAUAUAAGCUAUUAGACUGCAGGGUAGGUCAUGGUUAUGAUGUUUUCUUAUGGCCCGUAAUGCAAACAAAGUCAAUGCUAAGAUCCUACAUUUGUACCCGAGGACACAAUUCAAGCAGAAAAUCACCUGUGGUGUAUUCACGAGUUUAAGUAGUUCAACUCAAGCAAAAAAAAAAAAAAAAAAAUAUAUAUAUAUAUAUAUAUAUAUGAUGGGUCGCAAGUCUAUCCAAGUAGCAUUUUAAAAGAUGACACCAAACUUGAUUAGAAAAAAAAGGCCAUUUGAGUUUUGUCCAUUUACAAUUCUGCAUUUAAAUGUAGUCAUUUUGACUUCUUUUCAACCUGUAUGUUGCAUUAAUUGAUUGCCAUAGGGUCAAUCCAAAGUAGCUAGAGGGAGUGGUGGGAUCCAGUAAACAAUUCCUGGAGAAACACUGCGAACAUUUGUUAAACACACACAAACAACCACAAACCGCUCCCACGGUCGAGCUUGUUUAAGUAACAUGCUUCUUUUUUUCCACAAGUGCUGAACUCUUCAGAGUGCUUUAAGUCAAUUAAGGCCCCGUGUCCACCUAGCGCUUUUUUCCUCAGCGCCAGCGUCUUUCUUCAGUUGUUUUCAAUGGGUACAGAGCAGAAAGCAGCCGACAGGAUGAAAAUCGCAGCGCUCAGCGUCUAUUUAACAAGCGCUCUGCCAUUCUACAGAUCGUAUCUUGUACCCACAUUCUCUUUGUGUCUGAUAGGGUAAAUAAACUAUCUUAAAUAUCAAACAUGCAGUAAAAAGUAACAGAGCUGUGUCGGUCAUACAGCGGACAUUGUCAACAACUGCCUACUGCCCAACAGACCUGUAGUAUUGCUUAAUAUGUAAAUUAUGUAACCUGAAACUUGUUUCAGGUUACAUAGGUUGUCAUAGAGACAGGACGGACGUGCUGCUCUUUUCUUCUCAGAGCACAAACGCUUCAUGCAAACACUCCCGAGCGCACAGACAAGGCUUUUCUGUCCGCAAAAAACGCCAGGUGGACACGGGGCCUAAGUUAAACAUUUCUGUUUUAAAUCGGUGUUGGAUGUCUCUAUAUGUAGAGAAACUAACAGUCUUUACUGGAUCUGAUAUCACAAAAUUGGUACGCUGUAGAAUGUUUAUGUGUACAUAACUGUAGGUGAAUGAUUUUGGCUUUUGCUUUAUGAUGAGAUGACAGGCGUCAUAUUUGACAAAGACUCUUGGGAAGCCUGAAACUAUUGCUGUUAGUCUUAGCUCCUAAGCAUGCAUUGCAGGUGUAUAGUUUGACUUUUUGACAGCUGGACUGCUGGAGAGUUCUCUUGUAAAAGUGUAAAUAACUGUUCAGGUUUUAUAGGGUCACUCUCUGGACAGAUUAAUGAUCUUUGUUUACAAGGAGGAGACAGGUACUGUAACUUCUGAGAUCUGCUUUUCAACUUCUCCCCCUUCAUGGCGGAUUAGGGAACAAGAACUUUCUGUUCUGGCUUACAGAUGGCUAUUAAAGACACCUGUAUAGUUCUCCAUUCUACAGUGGCAAUCAUGGAUGGAUGGAAAUCCCAUUUAAAGCAUGCACUCCAGAUGGUGUUUUGGUUAAAACAUUUUUUUUUUAAAUAGAAUUGGGUUGUGGUCAAAACUUAAAAUAAAAUGGAAAUUUUCUGAAUCAGAAUCUCAGGACAUAUUGGGCCACAAAGGAUGCACCAUAUGCAUCCUUUUGUUGGGCGGGGAAAGGAGGAUGUAUUUUCUGCUGUAUUUGAAGGAGACUUCAAAAUGGAACAGCCUUCUUCUACACGUUUUUGAGACACGAUCAGUCUUGGACUGCACCCUCAAAAUCGGGACAUAGCAAUCGGAAAGGUGGAUUUCUUGUUGAUUUUUGGUUCUUUUGGCACCUUGGGGCUGACUCCUCUGUCAUCCUGCUCUUGAUCACUUUGUUAAUGUAUUUGUAAAACUUGCCAAUUGUGCUAGUUAUUUAAAAUACUGUAAAGAGAACCAAGUCUCCAAUUUCCAUGAUCAGGCUAAAAAACAAGCUAAGACACAAAUGACCACAGCAACAAGUUAAAUAUCUGUCAGGGAACUCAGGCAGAGGAUAUUAUAAAAUAAUCUUAUAUAAGACACUUUCACCUUUAUCUGAGAAAAUUAAAAAGUGUGUGCUUGUACAGUUAUCUAGUGACAAGAAAAAGCAACAUUAGGUUUGUUUUUAGCAGCAUGCAGUAAUGCUUCUGAAUUAUUUCAGACAUCUUUAAAAUGCCAAAUUACACUGAGUUGAACUUUAAAUGGGGAGCAUCAUUCUGUGAAGUCAAAGGAAAAGCCAAGGUUCUUUACAUCUCUAUCCCACAUGUUGCUGGUUCAGAGCUCAGUCUGUUUGUCGGUCGUCUCAUUGUUCUCAGACCAGUAGCUGCUUUUCCCAGCAGUCCUUGCAGCUGUUUCCGCCAUCAAAUGUGGGACUUUCAGCACCUCUCAGCCUGUAGUCCGUCGUGGUCCAGACCAUUAUCAGAUCCCCCCUCCUCCCACUGGAUGUGGAUGUUGUUGUGAGAAGCAUCAGGAAAGUGUCCUGUUUGUGUGUAUGAGCAUGUGUGUGUUUUUUUUGUGUGCAUGUCUGUGUGAUGUCAAAGAGGUGCCACUACUAAAGAUUCAUUAUGUAGUUUAGGCUGAAAACCUUACGGUCUUACUGCUUUCUGUGUUUUUGUAAAUAGAAAUGUGCGUUUAUUGUAAAGUAAUGUCGAAGCUGUUGAAGGUACAUGGAUGCAGAAUAUUACUAAGCUGUAUUUUCUUAACGUGUGCAAAUCUUUCAAACUGUAGAUGCAACUGGAAAGGCUCUUUGUGUCACCAUGGUAGCAGACUUUGUUUCUAUUAUGGCUGAAUCAUUCCUUAUAGACAGUUAUGCAUGUUUUUUUUCCCCCACAAGAAACAGAACCAAAUAUUCUUAUUAAACAUCAACAUUCAUGGAAAUAUCAAUAAAAUCCUCUAAUUACAUUGUACAACCAGA